Messenger RNA from Prionailurus viverrinus (fishing cat), 2117 nucleotides. It is a transcript of the gene LMNTD1, whose product is annotated as lamin tail domain containing 1. The transcript has 10 exons. Gene Ontology annotation, cellular component: nuclear envelope; cytoplasm. Bases 207 to 1472 code for a protein of 421 amino acids. Lineage: Eukaryota; Metazoa; Chordata; Mammalia; Carnivora; Felidae. The record is from RefSeq and is a predicted model, not a curated record.
UGCCGCCCUGCCUCUUGAGCUGCUUCAAGUGAAUGUUACACACCUUCACCUUGAUUUGCAUAAUAUCAUUAGCCAAUACCAGUAUUGGCUAUGUCAAUAUUUACAUAUUUACAUUAGAAGCCUGGCUCUGGCACCAGUUUGGGAAAGAAAUUAUUUAAUCUGGCAUAUGCUUUGAGGAAAGAAAAGAGACUUUUCUUCUAGCCAAGAUGAAAGACAUGCAAGCCAGUCAGAAAACUUCAGUGGCCCUGCAGAGUGAAGUCCAUGAGCAGGAAGAUAAAAUGGAGAAUCAAGCACAAAGAGAAGACACACAUGAUGGUCGCCCAGUGACACAGCGAUCUUUAGUACAUUUUUUUCCGCAAACAGAUUCAGAUGCCACACUGCCUUUGUCACAGUCAUUAACCUAUGACACACCUCUCAGUUACUAUAUGUCUGGCCCUCAGUUUAGUGGAAUAACUGUAUCAACAACUGGGCAGAACACUCCUAAAACUACUAUAGAGGGCCAUUCCCAAUCAGCAAACAGCUUGGGAGUCAACAGCUUCAUAAUGACAAAGAAACAGCCUCUGUCAGUCCUUGCUCCUGAGACAGCUGUAACUGGGGAAGGAGAAGAUUAUUUCCUAUCUUUGUUUGGUGAUUCAAAGAAAUUUGCUGCAUGCUCAUUCCAGGCAGAGAACACCCGGAAGCACUUUUCCAUGAUUCUUGAAGAAGUGGGCCAAUCUAGAUCCAGUGCUCUUGGAGACAUUAAAAUAGCUGAAGUAAAUGUCAAGGGUUUAUUCGUGAAGCUCAUUAACUCUUCCCUUGACAAAGAACUGGAGAUUGGAGGUCAUAUUCUCCAGCAAAAUGUGAAUGGACAAACAGUCUCUUCGUACCGCUUCCUUCCAAAUAUCAUAAUGCAGGCCAAUCGCACAGUAACAGUAUGGGCAGCUGCAUCUGAAACAAAGCAUCAGCCACCAUCAGAUUUUCUUUGGAGAGAACAAAAAAUGUUUAAAACAAGCCCAGAUUGUACAACAAUUCUGUGUAAACCUAAUGGUGAAGCUGUCGCCUGGUACACUCCUAUUCACUGGAAACAAGUGUGGGAGAAAUUAGAGACUGACAUUGAAUUUGACAGAUGCUCAAUAGUAAGUCCAACGUCUCGAAGACACAUAUUUCAUUGGCCAACAGCUAUAUCUACAACUAAAGAAAAACAAGACAAGUCUAAUAAGGAUACCUCAAAAAAUCAGAUGGAACAAGUUAGAGUUUUUCUUAAAAGAGAAAAAGAAAACCCACCAACCCUUUUUCCUAAUAGCAGUCCUUGGUGCCACAGUCCCAAUGUCCCUGCACAUCCCUACUGUCCUCUGAUUGAACCUCACAAUACCAGCAUGGCUGGAAGCAGCUUAGAUAGACAGCCUAGGCCUCAGUCAUCUGGGUCUGAUCCAGCCCAGGGACCACGAAAAAUAAGACAUCUGAGUUACAAAAGCAAUAGGCAACGAACUUAAAGGACAAUAAUAUUCAAAUCUAGAGAAUACAAGGAUACCCAACAUGUCACAGCCAGCCUUUCACAAGGGAGAAGAAGCCAGCAGCAAGCAAGAAAAUGGUUUAUUUUAGAAAAGAUAAUUCCUCAGGACUUUACGGUAACCAUUUCUUAAAGAAGGAGAUAAAGUUUGUGAUCAAGUUAAACCAUUUGUUUUCUAGGCUGUAAAAAACAUUGGUCAAAAGCAAAAGCAUCCCAGUUUUCACUUUAUGCAUAUAAUGUUCCCCAAUAACUAAUUUCAGUCUUUUAUAACCUGCCCAGCUCUUAGGUCUACCAUUUCUGCCAUUUCUGCAGGUGUAUUUUCUAAAAGCAUGUUUCAGAAAUUCUGAAUCUGUGGUCUGAUUCUUUACACUUGGAAUCUGUUCUGUAUCAUUAAAGCACAGAUUAAUUUAGCUUCCUAAUGACUGGAAGUAAUAGGUGAUGUUUCUAUGGAGUAACUAGUUGGGUGUUUUUAAACCCGCCUACACUUACCCCAAAUUCAUCAAAGAUAGUGUCUUUUAGGUGCAGUACUAAGUCCCAAAUCUCAUGUAUAUGAAAUAUCAAGAAUGUUUCAAUUAAAUAAUCUGAUGGAGCUACUUUUUUAUUUGACCAUUCUUACUCCUUAUUCUCU